Molecule: messenger RNA, 1734 nt
Organism: Arachis ipaensis
Lineage: Eukaryota; Viridiplantae; Streptophyta; Magnoliopsida; Fabales; Fabaceae
Source: RefSeq, a predicted model, not a curated record
UAGCCCCAAAUUAAGCACACAACUCAACUCAAGAAACUGGAAAUGAAAAUGGAGAUAAUAAGUUGGGUUUGGACGAUUGGUGCCACAUUGUUGGCAUGGUACUUUGUGUUAAACACAUUGGGGAGAAGGAUCAAUGAAUGGUAUUAUGAUUUCAAGUUAGGAGACAAGCACCGUCUUCUUCCUCCUGGUGAGAUGGGUUGGCCUCUUCUCGGCAAUACUUGGCACUAUUUCAAGCACCCUCAUUUAUUCAUGGACAACCUUCUCUCCAAGUAUGGAGGAAUUGGUAUGUAUAAAACACACUUGUUCAUGAAGCCAAGUAUUCUUGUGUGCACUCUAGAGGACUCAAGAAGAGUAUUAAGUGAUGACAAAAAUUUUAGGCUUGCUUAUCCUGAAACCGCAAUAACAGUGGUUAAAACGAUCUUAUAUGAAGUGUCAAAUGAGGAUCACAAGCGUUUUCGACGCCUAGUCACUGCUCCCAUCAUGGGUUACAAUGCUUUGGCCAUGUUUCUUGAGCGCAUAGAGGACAUUGUCGUCAAUUCACUCCAAGGAAUGGCUGAUAAUAGCAUGCAACAGCCUAUUGAGGUCUUCAAGGAGACCAAGUCUAUCUCCAUUGGAGUCAUUCUUCACAUCUUCAUGGGAUCUUACAAUGAAAAGAUAAUCAAUCAAGUUGAACAUUUGUUUGGUCAUAUUAAUGAUGCCUUGUUCUCUUGGCCAAUUUACUUACCUGGUUUUUCUUAUUACAAUGCACUCCAGAAUCGUAAGAAGGUGCAAAAGAUAGUUAAAUCCGUUGUGGAGGAUAGGAAGAUGAUGCUAAAAAAUGGUGAAAUGCUAUCGGAAAAGAAAGAUCUUGUGGAUGUUCUUCUGGAACUAGAGGAUGUGAAUGGUCGAAAAUUGAAGGGUGAAGACAUUGUUGACUUGUUAAUAUUAUUCUUAAUAGCUGGUCAUCUAAGUACAGCUACGGUUAUGAUGUGGGCAAUGAUUUAUCUUUCUAACAACCCACUCGCCUUCAAAAAAGCUAAGGAGGAACAGGAAGAAAUCAUUAAGUCAAGGCCACCUUCGCAACAGUAUUUAAGUAUUGAGGAAAUUAAGCAAAUGGUUUAUCUUACUAAGGUAAUUAACGAAGUAUUGCGUGUGAGCGAUUUCGCCAUUCCACUUUCUCGAGAGGCAACUACUGAUGUCAAUAUCAAUGGAUAUAUCAUACCAAAAGGAUGGAGAGCAGUGGUUUGGCAAAAAGCGUGUCAUAUGUCUUCUGAAUAUUUUAAAAAUCCAGAAGAGUUUGAUCCUUCUAGAUGGGAUGAUAAAAAUAAUACAAAUGGAGGAGCCUUCUUUCCUUUUGGAGUUGGAACAAGGAUGUGUCCAGGAAGAGAUCUCACCAAAAUUGAAAUGCUCAUCUUUCUGCACCAUUUCGUUCGUAAUUAUAAGUUUGAGCAGAUAAAUCCAGAAAGCCCUGUCUCUUACUUCCCAUUACCUGUGCCUAAAGAUAAUUGUCUUGCCAAGGUCACAAAGGUCUCAACGGAAUAGCCAAGUGCUUGAUGAGCAAAAUCAAGUUCAACUAUCUAGGUGCUCUAUAUAUGUUAUUAUUAGUCUUGCAUGCAAUAAUAAUAAUGUAAUCUUUGAGACAUUAGUUAUUAUAUAUGUUUAUGUAUAAUCUAAGUGAUCUAAUAAACAAGCCCACUUAACUUUAUUCUGCUUGAAUGCAGCAAUAAAGAGACAAUUUUUCUUAUUUUCUAUUGA